GAUCCCCUGUUGUUGGUGUGGGAUUCACUGGUUCUUUGGCUACCACUCGUUCUAAACUUGGAGAGCACAGAUUUUAUAUGUCGACAAGAACCGCUGACCGACUUUGGAUUUCAGGAGUGACCCUUACUAAGGGACUUCAUACUAGAGAAGAAGAGGAGGACAGAGUUUCCAGUCAACUUUUGCUCAAGGCCAUUUCAAAGGCAUGCAAAGUUCCAACGACCUCUAUCCUUGAUUUCAGUGAAUCAGUUGUAACUGAAGAAUGUGAAAAGCAAUUCAAUGAAGAGCAAGAGUUAGAACAACUUUGUCAAAUAGGCUUUAAAAUCUAUCCAUUUUCAAGUGAGAUACCAGCAGAAAGAAAAAUAAUUCUACCCGGUUCUUUUAAUCUAUUACACGAAGGGCAUUUGAAGCUCAUGGAAGUUGCUAUGCAGCAUUUGUGGUGAUGGCUAUCCAUGCUUUGAACUAUUUG
Molecule: messenger RNA, 466 nt
Organism: Arachis ipaensis
Lineage: Eukaryota; Viridiplantae; Streptophyta; Magnoliopsida; Fabales; Fabaceae
Source: RefSeq, a predicted model, not a curated record